This is a messenger RNA of Choloepus didactylus (southern two-toed sloth), 2713 nucleotides long. Its product is annotated as ectonucleotide pyrophosphatase/phosphodiesterase family member 3-like. The record is from RefSeq and is a predicted model, not a curated record. NCBI's taxonomy places the organism in Eukaryota, Metazoa, Chordata, Mammalia, Pilosa, Megalonychidae. The transcript has 25 exons. Bases 58 to 2682 code for a protein of 874 amino acids. Gene Ontology annotation, molecular function: nucleoside triphosphate diphosphatase activity; nucleic acid binding; metal ion binding. Gene Ontology annotation, biological process: nucleoside triphosphate catabolic process.
CAAGAAGGAAGGAGUGCUACUGUCUUCUGGAAAAACUAGCUUCUGCAGCCAAGAACAAUGAAUUCUAUGGAGGCUUUAACAGUGGAAGAAUCGGUUAAGAAGAGCACUAUUGACAAAUAUAAAGUAAUUUGCAUUGUUCUCCUUGCUCUGUUGGUGACUGUAUCACUUGGGUUAGGCCUGGGACUUGGACUCAGACAACCAGAGGCACAAGGCAGUUGCAGGAGAAAAUGCUUUGAUUCAUCCUACAAAGGACUGGAGGGCUGCCGAUGUGACGUGGGAUGCAAAGACCGAGGCGACUGCUGCUGGGAUUUUGAAGACACCUGUGUGGAAUCAACUCAACUAUGGACAUGCAAUGCAUUUCGCUGUGGGGAGAGCAGGCUGACGGCCCACCUGUGCUCCUGCGCCGCCGACUGCCUGCAGAGGGGGGACUGCUGUGUCGACUACAGGAGCGUCUGCCGAGGAGAAACACCAUGGGUGAAAGAAGCAUGUGGCACAGCCCAGCAACCUCAGUGUCCAGAAGGGUUUGACCUGCCACCAGUUAUCUUGUUUUCCAUGGAUGGCUUUAGAGCUGAAUAUUUGCAAACUUGGAGCACUUUAAUGCCAAAUAUUAAUAAACUGAAAACAUGUGGAAUUCAUUCAAAAUACUUGAGAUCUGUCUACCCAACCAAAACCUUCCCAAAUCAUUACACUAUUGUCACGGGCUUGUAUGCAGAGUCACAUGGCAUCAUUGACAACAAUAUGUAUGACGUGAACCUCAAUAAGAAUUUCUCACUCUCUUCAAGUCAGAAAAAUAAUCCGGACUGGUGGAAGGGGCAACCGAUCUGGCUGACAGCCAUGAACCAAGGUUUAAAAGCUGGAACCUUCUUUUGGCCGGGAUCAGAUGUUGCUAUCAAUGGCUCCUUUCCUUCCUUGUAUGUGAUGUACAACAAGAGUAUCACAUAUGAAGCAAGGAUCUCUGAAUUGCUUAAGUGGCUGGACCUGCCCAAAGCUGAAAGACCCGCCUUUUACACCAUUUAUGUGGAAGAACCUGAUUCUGCAGGACAUGAAGGUGGACCAGACAGUGCCAAUGUUGUUCAAGCCUUACAAUUAGUAGAUAAUGCUUUUGGGAUGCUGAUGGAAGGUCUCAAGCAGCGGAACUUACACAAUUGUGUCAACCUAAUCCUUUUGGCUGACCAUGGAAUGGAUCAGACUUAUUGUGACAAGAUGGAAUACAUGACUGAUUAUUUUCCACAAAUAAACUUCUACAUGUAUGAAGGGCCUGCACCCCGCAUCAGGUCUCGUAAUAUUCCCCAAGACUUUCAUACUUUUAAUUCUGAAGAAAUUGUUAGGAACCUCAGUUGCCGAAAACCCGAUCAGCAUUUCAAACCCUACUUGACUCCUGAUUUGCCCAAACGACUACACUAUGCCAACAAUGUCAGAAUCGACAAAGUUCAUCUCCUGGUGGAGCAACAGUGGCUGGCAGUGAGGAGUAAAGCAUACACGCUCUGUGGAGGCGGCAACCACGGUUAUGACAAUGAGUUUAAGAGCAUGGAGGCUAUCUUUUUGGCACAAGGACCCAGUUUCAAAGAGAAGACUGAAAUAGAACCAUUUGAAAAUAUUGAACUCUAUAACCUAAUGUGUGAUCUUCUGCGCAUUCAGCCAGCUCCAAACAAUGGUACACAUGGUAGUUUGAACCAUCUUCUGAAGGUGCCUUUUUAUGAGCCAUCCCAUGCUGAGGAAGUGUCAAAGUCUUCUGUUUGCGGCUUUACUAAUCCAUUGCCCACAGAUUCACUGCAAUGUUCUUGCCCCAUGCUAGGAAGUGACACUGAUCUAGAACGUGUGAAUCAAAUGCUAAAUCUCACCCAAAAAGAAAUAACGGAAACAGAGAAAGUAAAUUUGCCAUUUGGGAGGCCCAGGGUUAUGCAGAAGGACAAGGAACACUGUCUCCUUUACCACAGGGACUACGUGAGCGGCUAUGGAAAAGCUUUCCGGAUGCCCAUGUGGAGCUCAUAUACAGUCCCCAAGCCGGGAGACGCGUCUCCUUUUCCUCCUGCUGUCGCAGACUGUCUGCGGGCUGAUGUCAGGGUCGCCCCUUCUGAGAGCCAAAACUGUUCCUUCUACCCAGCAGACAAGGAUAUCACCCACGGCUUCCUCUACCCUCCUGGGAACAAUAGAACUUCUGACAGCCAAUAUGAUGGGUUAAUUACAAGUAAUUUGGUCCCUAUGUAUGAUGCGUUCAAAAAAAUAUGGGAUUAUUUUCACAGUGUUCUUCUUAUAAAACAUGCCACAGAAAGAAAUGGAGUAAAUGUGAUUAGUGGACCAAUAUUUGAUUAUAAUUAUGAUGGCCAUUUUGAUGCUCCAGAUGAAAUUACACAGUACUUAGCCAACACCAGUGUUCCCAUCCCCACACACUACUUUGUGGUGCUGACCAGCUGUAAAAACCAGAGCGACACUCCCAGUGCUUGCCCCGGGGAGCUGGACGUCCUGCCCUUUGUCAUCCCUCACCGACCCACCAACGUGGAGAGCUGUGCGGAAGAUAAAGAAGAAGCUCUUUGGGUUGAAGAAAGAUUAAAGGUACAUGUUGCCCGGGUCCGCGAUGUGGAACUUCUCACUGGUCUUGACUUUUAUCAGGACAGAGAACAGCCUGUAUCUGAGAUUUUGCAACUGAAGACAUAUUUACCUAUAUUUGAAACCCUUAUUUAACUUAAUGUAGUAAAAAAUUUGGCAAAAUGUG